AUGCAGCACCCCCUGGACCUCGGCGCCGCCGCUCACUAUUUCCCGGCGGAAGCUUUUGUGGAUCACCGAUCGCAUCGCUACCGGAGCUUUAUGAUCGAGGAGAUCCUGACCGAUCAUCCGGAUGCCAAAGGCUCGGCGCCAGCCGGAGAACUGCUCAAGUUCGGGGUGAAAGCGCUGCUCUCGGCACGUCCCUACCACAACCCCUUAGCGGUGCUGAAGGCUGACCAGGCGGCCGUCUUCAAGUUCCCGCUGGCGCCCCUGGGCUGCUCCGGGCUGAGUUCGGCUCUGUUGGCAGCGGGCUCCGGGCUCCAAGGAGGCUCUGGGCCUCCUCACCUACCGCUCGAGCUGCACCUCCGCGGGAAGCUGGAGCCGGGAGUCUCGGAGGCGGGCGGGAAAGCCAAGAAAGGCCGCCGGAGCCGCACCGUCUUCACCGAAUUGCAGCUGAUGGGGCUGGAGAAGCGCUUCGAGAAGCAGAAAUACCUCUCCACGCCCGACAGGAUAGACCUGGCGGAAUCCCUGGGACUGAGUCAACUGCAGGUGAAAACCUGGUACCAAAAUAGGCGAAUGAAAUGGAAGAAAAUAGUCUUGCAGGGCGGAGGACUUGAAUCUCCUACCAAGCCCAAAGGUCGCCCGAAGAAGAACUCCAUCCCCACCAGCGAGCAGCUGACAGAGCAAGAGCGGGCGAAGGAAGCAGAGAAACAAACGGACAGCCUCGGUUCCCCCUGCCAAGUCAGCCAAGAGGAAUAACAAUGUGACAAAGGCGGAGGCCAGGCCUAGCGGUAGUGCCCUUGAACACAACGACUUACGGUACUUCAAAGGAGCAUUGAUCAAGUGUCUUUUCUAGGGCUAGAACAAAGUUGGAUUCAUGGUGCCUUAAAAAAAAAAUCCGGCAUCCAUAACCGCUGGGACCUCUAGGCAUAAGCACUAACUUCCAGGCUUCCGUGCCUUACGAAUCGACCAGACCUCAUUGGGACCCUCGCUUGUUUCCCACCUGCCUUGUGCGUAGAGUGGAGUAGGGGAGAUAUACGAGGCCUGGACAACUGGUUUUGUUGUUAAGAAGCUACCAAGUGGAAAAAGAAGAUGAGUGACAAAAUGGUUAGGGUUGGACUAUUCUUCCCAGUUGAUUCCGUUGUAUUUACUCUACGUGUGAGCUACCCUUCCCCCUCCCUGUGUACGUACAAAAGGAAAACAUCGCCCUCUCUCUUCUCUCUGGGUGGUCCUUUAAUUGAG
Messenger RNA from Hemicordylus capensis (graceful crag lizard), 1230 nucleotides. It is a transcript of the gene BARX1, whose product is annotated as BARX homeobox 1. Lineage: Eukaryota; Metazoa; Chordata; Lepidosauria; Squamata; Cordylidae. Gene Ontology annotation, biological process: regulation of transcription by RNA polymerase II. Gene Ontology annotation, cellular component: nucleus. Gene Ontology annotation, molecular function: DNA-binding transcription factor activity, RNA polymerase II-specific; RNA polymerase II transcription regulatory region sequence-specific DNA binding. The coding region runs from base 1 to 747 and encodes 248 amino acids. The transcript is spliced from 4 exons. The record is from RefSeq and is a predicted model, not a curated record.